UGAGACUGACUCUCAGUCUUCUGAUCCAGCUAGGCUUGCUCCCGGGACGGGGAGGGGCCGCUGCCCCAGCUUCUGUGGGGAUGGUUUCCCAUGGCUCCCCCUCCCUUCUCCUCCGCCUUGCCCCCCUUCCUCGUCCCUUCCGGGCUGUCUACACAAUGGGGGCUCCACCCUUUCUGCUCAGGAAGGAAACAGCUGAGUUAGUGUCACUUUACAGUCAAGCGAUGCUUGGUGACAGAUAUGAAGAAGGAGCAGCAGCAGCAGGUCCUGGAGAGAGGGUCCCCAUCUCUGCAGCCCGAGGGGCCUGGGCUGGCAGAGCGGGGCCGGAACCCCUUCCGGUCCUGCCCCGAUGUUAGCCCAGGCCAGGAGGACCCACGUGCACGAGGAACUCCCAGAUCUCCAUCCCUGCGUCUGCGUAGGCCAGAGGGGUCAGAGUUUGGAGAUAGGAAGCUACACUCAACCUGUGACCAUGAGGCUUCGGAUGAAAGGCUGUUCCAUCAUCCCCAGACCAGCCGACUCCUGCUUCCCACCCUCAUCCUGCUGCUUCUGGGAGCAGCGGCCUGGGGAUUCUGGACAUCAGCGGUGCCAUGGCCCCGUUGGGAGGGGGAGGAAGAGCAGGCAGCGGCCAAGGAGAGCGGAGCGGCCUGCAGGUUGGUGCUGGCUGAGAGCAUACCUGAGGGGAUGAGCUUUGGGCCAGCCAGUCCCCAGCACAUCUCCACCCAUCAGGCCUGGCUAAAUCUCAUCGACAGAGCCCAGAGCCAUGUGGAUAUUGCAGCCUACAACGUCACUCUAAGGUCUAGAGCCACUGUCAGUGACCACCCCUCUGACUGGCAGGGGAUCAUUCAGAGCAGAAGAGAGGCCUCACAAUUGGGGGAAUCAGAAGGGACUUCCCCUCAGUCAGGCCUGGAAGGAGGCCAGGGACCAUGUAUGGAUGCACGGCCUGUGAACACAGUCACUGGAGAGAUGGCACAUACAGGUCAAGAGAUUUUUGAUCAGCUGUUGUCCCUGCCCAGCCGGGGUGUGGGGUUGCGCCUUGCCAUGAACAGCCCCCAGCCCUCUGAGAUGGACGCAGAUGAGCUGGCCAAGCACGGAGCUGAGGUGACCCCGGUAGAGCUGGAGCAGCUGACCGGAGGCAUCGUCCACUCCAAGUUCUGGGUGGUGGAUGGCCGGGAUAUCUACGUGGGCAGUGCCAACGUGGACUGGCGGGCUCUCACCCAGAUCAAAGAACUGGGGGCUCUACUGUACAACUGCAGCCCUGUUGCCCAAGACCUGCUCUCCAUCUUCAACACCUAUCAGGCCCUGGGAGGCCCCGGGGCCGUCCUGCCCUCCCCCUGGCCCCCUCAAUUCUCUGCCAGCUCCAGCCUCCAGCGGCCCAUCCGCCUACAACUAGAUGGUCAUUCAGCUGAUGUGUAUCUCUCGGGCUCCCCAGCAGCCCUGUGUGCCCCUGGCCGGACUUCCGACCUGCAGGCCAUCCUCAGCAUCAUAAGCCAGGCCCGGGAGUUCAUCCUGGUCUCCGUCAUGGAUCUGAUGCCCCAGUGCAUGUUUUGCCAGCCCAAGAGGUUCUGGGCAGAGCUGGACUCGGCUCUCCGGGCUGCAGCCUGCGACCGGAGGCUUCCUAUCCAACUGCUUAUCAGCUGCUGGCGUCACUCAGAUCCUGACAUGUUCAUAUUCCUGGAGGCCCUGAACAUCCUGUCCCAGCCACCGUUGUCCUGCCCACUCCACGUGAAGCUGUUCGUGGUACCGGUAAGUGAGGACCAGCGGCAGAUCCCCUAUGCGCGAAUGAAUCACAACAAGUUCAUGGUCACUGACCAGGCUGCCUACAUUGGCACCUCCAACUGGUCCCACGACUACUUCCUCCGCACCACGGGCGUGGGGCUGGUGAUCAUCCGGCCCCUAGGAGCCCAGAUGCUCCCCGUGCAGCGGGAGCUUCGGGCUGUCUUUGAGCGAGACUGGACCUCUCCCUAUGCCCAGCCCCUCAGCCCCCACCCACCCUGCGCGGCCCGGGGCCGAGGAGGGGUCAGCUCGUUCGGGCUCCGGCCUCCGGGAUCAGCCGGCCUUCCUUAAGGCACCGUCGUGUGUGCUAGCAGCAGUUUGGGGGGAGGGGCUGGAGACACUAAGACAGCGAGGCAGCUCUUGCCCUCAAGACGCUUACUUUCCAAACUGGGAAAGAAUAGUUACAGUUACUGACAUCUCGGUCAAUAAAGAUCCUAUA
Dromiciops gliroides (monito del monte) is the source of this 2209-nucleotide messenger RNA. Its product is annotated as 5'-3' exonuclease PLD3-like. The transcript is spliced from 12 exons. Gene Ontology annotation, molecular function: catalytic activity. The coding region runs from base 238 to 2061 and encodes 607 amino acids. Lineage: Eukaryota; Metazoa; Chordata; Mammalia; Microbiotheria; Microbiotheriidae. The record is from RefSeq and is a predicted model, not a curated record.